AUGCCAUCUUCACGCCAAAUUCUCUCCGUCCUCACCACUGCUGUGCUCACAUCUUCGGUGAACGCGGCAUUCGGACCAGCCUUUAGCACCGGUCCUGUUGGAACUGGCUCUUGGAUCCGUGAAGCCAACUCGACACUCGUACUCCCGAAGGCUCCAACUGGAUCGUCAGGCGAUACUGCACUAUGGGUUGGAAUGGGAACUUCGAAUGGUGACCUAAUCCAAUCCAUCGCGGAUAAUGUCAACGCAGAUGACUGGGACAUAUACGCCUACACGCUCGUGAGCACAUCUGAGACCACCCAAAUGCCGAUUCAGACGGAAGGAGAGAGGGCACAAGAGGCAGACAAGAUUACCAUGUACUACAAGUUUGACGACGCAACCGGCAACUAUACACAGAUCGUUUCAGUCAAUGGCCGACAAGUGUCCACGCUGUCAACCGACGACGGCCAAGCUAUGGGAUGGGGCAGCGCUGUCGAGUGCGCUGCGGAGGACUGCGGUACCGUUGCGGCACACAAGUGGAUUGAUACUACAAUCACACUGGACAAGGCGGAUCCCAACUACGACCAGACCAUGGGAAAAGCUCAGGGUGUCACUGGCGAGAUGUCGACAAGUGAUGGUGGUGUGACAUGGACAAUCACAGAUAUCGAGAUUCCCGAAUUCACCUUCGGCUCCCUUGUGUGGCUUCGAUGCUGCACACUCGUUCUGCGGCUGCCCACGAUGGUGGUUUUAGUUGAUCUGGACGACGAUGAGCCGACCUCAUUAGAGAAUCCCCACCCGUCUUCUGGCCGGUUUAACGCUAAGCCGUUGUAUCACUCUCUUGAUGCGCCGACAGAAGGGAGCGUGACGGCGGGCUACGAGAGGCCGAACCCGAAUAUCAAUGGAUUCAGCCAGGCACUGAGCUGCUAUCCGAUAGUCAGCCAGCUCGCCGCUCAGCUCGACCUCAACACGCUGCAUGACCUCUCGCGUACUUGCAGGCAGUUCCGCGCCAACCUACUCGAGUAUCGCAGCCAACUUGUCAAGCACACACUCCAUUGCGAGAAUGAAGACAGCGAACUCGGCGAGAAGCUGGAGUCGCGACUGCAAGAGGGGCGACACGGUAUGGUCCUGGAGAAUAGACUGACGACUGGUCGCGUCGGGAAGUGCGCACGCGAUAUGGUGGGCGAUUGUCAGCGGUGUGGAGAUAUUGUGUGCCGAAACUGCACUAUGAAACCUCCACCAACGCCCACACUCCGUGCGCGCCAUCGUCGACUGUGCCGGACAUGCGCCAAAGCGCCCCUCCCACUGCUGAUGGCUGCACAAAAGCAGCGCACGUUGUCAAUGUCGUCGUCGUCGUCGUCGUCGCCACCUGGGUCCCCGGACACACAUCCAGUGCUCUUUGACGGUGACAAACCGAGAGCCUUCACAGCCCCAGCUUUCGAACGUACGCCCUGCAAUUGCGACAAUGUGGUCUGGCUUUGCGCGCCAUGUGGCAAGGACCUGCGAAAUGCAGACACCCACUAUGUCCGCGGUUGGAGCUAUCGCACGACGUACACUCGCAUGCUGGGCGGCUUAGGCGUUGGGUUUGGCGAGGGUAUCGAGGGCGUAGAGUGCGGGCGAGGCAGUGCGUGCUUGGGUUCACGUAUUGUCGAGCACGAGACCUGCGAGCAGAACCUCUUGGACACUAUCGAGAGAUCGCAAACUCCAGAGUCGCCCGAACGCUGGAGGGGUUCUUGCUACCUCACUCAGGAGAUUGAAGGCAUCGGCGGGGUACUAAAAGUCAAACACAAGAAACAGGUGCGCGUUGGAGAGUGUGUCAAGCUAUACGAAGAUGAGAAGACCAAGUCGAUCCAAUAUCUCGAGCGCGAGGUCAAAGGUGAGCUCAGAAGCUGGUGCUCCUGGUGUGAGCGUGUCGUCCGGAGCAAGAAGGACGAGGCCGGGGUUGCUGGCAACAGACCCACGUCAAGUGGCUCAAGCUCAUCUUCGUCUAGCAAGCGAAAAUCCUCGUACUAG
Alternaria burnsii is the source of this 1986-nucleotide messenger RNA. RefSeq lists its product as uncharacterized. The transcript is spliced from 5 exons. Lineage: Eukaryota; Fungi; Ascomycota; Dothideomycetes; Pleosporales; Pleosporaceae. The coding region runs from base 1 to 1986 and encodes 661 amino acids. The record is from RefSeq and is a predicted model, not a curated record.